Oreochromis aureus is the source of this 11614-nucleotide messenger RNA. It is a transcript of the gene ank1b, whose product is annotated as ankyrin 1, erythrocytic b. The coding region runs from base 750 to 6359 and encodes 1869 amino acids. NCBI's taxonomy places the organism in Eukaryota, Metazoa, Chordata, Actinopteri, Cichliformes, Cichlidae. The transcript is spliced from 43 exons. Gene Ontology annotation, biological process: signal transduction. Gene Ontology annotation, molecular function: protein binding. The record is from RefSeq and is a predicted model, not a curated record.
UGCUGCCCUUUAGAAAGAAUGCAGGUGAAUAAAUGAUGCCAUAAAGAGGAGGGAGGUGCCAUAGAAAAGCUAUUGGCAGAGAGAGAGAAGAAAGACGUAAGAAAAAAUAAUUUGAAGGCAUUCAGCAGCUUUAGCGCCCUCAUCUUUUGUACCUCACUUAAGCAACAACAGCUAUUCUGAAAAAGAAAAGCCUUUAACAGAGAAGAAAACUGGAGAAAGAUGCAGAGCAGCAGGAAGAGGAGGACAUCUGACAGAUAAAACGAGGGAGCUCUGCAGCAGGAUCCCUACAGUGCUGUACACAGAACUGCGUGACUGGUCUCUGCAAGCAGAGGGAGGAGAGAGGAGAGAAGGGAGGAAGGUAGGAGAGAAAGAAAGGGGGAGGGGAGGCAAUUCAGUGCAGUGCUAGCAGACUGGAUGAGUAGCAGCCGCGGCAUAAGCAGCAACAUCAGCACCACUAGCCGUAGCAUCUUUCUUUGUGGCUGCUGGAGGCUGUCUUGUGGCUGCUCUACCAUCAACAGCCACAAGACAUACACACACACACACACACAAAUAUUUGGACACAGGCGCUCCUCGUGCUUGCCUCAUACACACACAUGUCGUGGUGGCCACCAGAGAAGAGGUAGUAAGUGACGGGGCUCAGGGGACAGAGGGACACAGGAAGAGGAAACCGGGACGACUGGUGGUAGUGCAAACAGGAGGAGGGCUGGAGUGACCGUGACUGGAGCAGCAGCAACAGUAGCAGCGGCACCAUGGCGCAAGCCGCCAAGCAGCUCCGCAAGACCAAGGACCUUGCGGAGGCCGCCGCCCAGGAGCAGAGGGAGAAGGAGGAGGAAAAGAUAAAAAAGAGGAAUCGAUCCAGGGACCGCAGGCGCAAGGCCGAUGCAGCCACCAGCUUUCUGCGUGCAGCUCGUUCAGGGAACCUGGACAAGGCGCUCGAUCACAUCAAGAAUGGAAUCAACAUCAACAUAGCUAAUCAAAAUGGUCUUAACGGGUUACACCUCGCCUCUAAAGAAGGCCACGUCAAAAUGGUCUUGGAAUUACUCCAUGCUGGCAUUGAGCUGGAAGCAACUACAAAGAAAGGGAACACUGCUCUCCAUAUCGCAGCGCUGGCAGGGCAGGAGAAGGUGGUGGCUGAGCUCGUCAACUAUGGUGCCAAUGUUAAUGCCCAGUCACAUAAAGGGUUCAGUCCUCUCUACAUGGCAGCACAGGAGAACCAUUUAGAAGUGGUCAAAUUUCUGCUUGAAAAUGGUGCCAAUCAAAGUCUCCCAACUGAGGAUGGCUUCACUCCCCUUGCAGUGGCCCUCCAGCAGGGCCACGAAAACGUAGUGGCACUGCUCAUCAACUAUGGCACCAAGGGCAAGGUCCGCCUCCCUGCCCUGCACAUUGCUGCAAGAAACGAUGACACGCGCACUGCUGCAGUUCUCCUGCAGAACGACCCCAACCCCGAUGUUCUUAGCAAGACUGGUUUCACACCUCUGCAUAUUGCAGCUCACUAUGAAAAUAUGAGUGUAGCCCAGCUGCUGCUGAACAGAGGAGCGAAUGUAAACUUCACCCCCAAGAAUGGCAUCACACCCCUUCAUAUAGCCUCUAGGAGGGGCAAUGUAAUGAUGGUCAGACUAUUGCUGGACAGAGGAGCACAGAUUGAUGCCAAAACUAAGGAUGAGCUGACUCCUCUCCACUGUGCAGCUAGAAAUGGUCAUGUUCGCAUUAUUGAGAUCCUGCUAGAACACGGUGCUCCCAUCCAGGCUAAAACUAAGAACGGUCUGUCCCCCAUCCACAUGGCAGCUCAGGGGGAUCACAUGGACUGUGUCAGGCAGCUACUCCAGUAUAAUGCUGAGAUUGAUGAUAUCACACUAGACCAUUUAACUCCUCUUCAUGUAGCAGCCCACUGCGGUCACCAUCGCAUGGCCAAAGUUCUCCUGGACAAGGGGGCCAAAGCCAAUGCACGGGCUCUGAAUGGCUUCACACCAUUGCAUAUUGCUUGCAAGAAGAACCACAUGCGGUCUAUGGACCUGCUGCUUAAGCACUCUGCUUCCUUAGAGGCUGUCACAGAGUCUGGUCUCACUCCUCUUCAUGUAGCAGCUUUCAUGGGGCAUCUGAACAUAGUGAAAAACCUGCUCCAAAGAGGGGCUUCACCCAAUGCUUCCAAUGUGAAAGUGGAGACUCCCCUUCAUAUGGCCUCCAGAGCAGGACACUGUGAAGUUGCUCAGUUCCUGCUCCAGAACUCAGCACAAGUGGAUGCCAAGGCUAAGGAUGACCAGACACCUUUACACUGUGCAGCCCGUAUGGGCCACAAGGAGCUCGUCAAGCUGCUCCUUGAGCACAAGGCCAGCCCUGACUCAGCUACAACUGCAGGUCACACACCUUUACACAUCGCAGCACGUGAAGGACAUGUCCAGACUAUUCGAAUAUUAUUGGAUGCUGGAGCGGAGCAAAUAAAGAUGACAAAGAAAGGUUUCACUCCCCUCCAUGUGGCCUCCAAAUACGGAAAGGUAGAUGUGGCUGAACUCCUUCUGGAAAGAGGAGCAAACCCAAAUGCAGCUGGGAAGAACGGUCUGACACCCCUUCAUGUGGCCGUCCAUCACAACAACAUGGAUGUUGUUAAACUCCUGGUCAGCAAGGGAGGAUCUGCACACAGCACUGCCCGAAAUGGAUACACUCCCCUUCACAUAGCAGCCAAGCAGAACCAGAUGGAGGUGGCCAGUUGUCUUCUUCAGAAUGGGGCAUCACCCAAUUCUGAGUCCCUCCAAGGCAUCACGCCCCUACACCUGGCUUCACAGGAGGGACGGCCUGACAUGGUGGCUCUGCUCAUUUCCAAACAGGCCAACGUAAAUCUUGGAAACAAGAAUGGACUGACUCCUCUGCAUCUUGUGGCCCAGGAGGGUCACGUGGGCAUCGCAGACACUUUGGUCAAACAGGGGGCAUCUGUUUAUGCUGCUUCACGUAUGGGCUACACACCCCUUCACGUGGCCUGUCAUUAUGGCAACAUCAAGAUGGUGAAGUUCCUUCUGCAGCAGCAGGCUCACGUGAACGCCAAGACCAGGAUGGGCUACACCCCUCUGCACCAGGCAGCCCAGCAGGGCCACACAGAUAUUGUCACACUCUUGCUGAAGCAUGGAGCCCAACCCAAUGAGAUUACCUCGAACGGCACGUCUCCCCUGGGCAUUGCUAAGAGGCUGGGUUACAUCUCUGUCAUUGAUGUGCUCAAGCUGGUAACCGAGGAGUCCGUUUCUGCGAUCACGACAGAGAAGCAUCGGAUGAGUUUCCCCGAAACUGUAGAUGAGAUUUUGGACGUUUCAGAGGAUGAAGGAGACGAGUUGCUGGGGAUGGAUGGAGCUCGCUAUUUGAAGCUUGAUGAUUUUAAGGACCAGGACGAUGACUUUCUCUCCCCAAAGAAGACCCUCAGAGACUUUGAGGGCGGCAUGGGCACCACUCCGUAUUCUCCUGCUAUUCCCAGGAUCCCCUGUGUGUCACCAGAGACAGUUAUGCUGGAUCAGCACACCCCCGUCCCCUUGCCAAAAGAAUAUGAUGAAGAUUCUCUUAUCCCAAGCAGUCCAGCUACUGAGACUUCAGACAAUGUCAGCCCCGUAGCCAGCCCUAUUCACACUGGCUUCCUGGUGAGUUUCAUGGUGGAUGCCCGAGGGGGCUCCAUGCGAGGCAGCAGGCACCAUGGCCUACGAGUGAUCAUCCCUCCCCGAACCUGUGCUGCACCGACGCGCAUCACUUGCCGUCUCGUUAAACCCCAGAAACUGACCACGCCUCCUCCACUAGUGGAGGGCGAGGGCCUCGCUAGCCGGAUCAUCUCCCUGGGGCCAUCCAGUAUGCAGUUCCUUGGACCAGUGAUAGUAGAAAUCCCUCACUUUGCCUCAUUGGGACGAGGAGACAGAGAGCUUGUGGUGCUCCGCAGUGAGAACGGCUCGGUCUGGAAGGAACAUCGCAAUCGCUAUGGCGACGAAGUGCUGGAAACUAUUCUGAAUGGCAUGGAUGAAGACUUGGAGAGCCAAGAGGAGCUGGAGAAGAAGAGAAUCCGUCGAAUCAUCUCCACUGACUUCCCCCUCUACUUUGCAGUAGUGUCUCGUAUACAGCAGGAGAGUGAUCUCAUUGGUCCAGAGGGCGGUCGGCUGACCAGUAAGCUGGUCCCUCAAGUUGAGGCUAUCUUCCCUGAGACUGCUGUCACCAAGAGAGUGAGGCUGGGACUGCAGGCACAACCAAUCCCUGAUGAACUGCUGACCAGGCAGCUUGGUAACCAAGCUACCUUCAGCCCAGUGGUUACCAUCGAACCUCGGCGGCGCAAAUUUCACCGUCCAAUCGGAUUGCGCAUUCCUUUACCACCUUCGUGGAGGGAGAGCCGUCGUGAUGCUGGCGAGGGUGAUACCACCAGCUUGCGUCUCCUCUGCAGUGUCAUUGGUGGAACAGCACCAGCUCAGUGGGAGGACAUCACUGGAACCACCAAGCUGAUGUACGCCAACAACUGUGCCAAUUUUACCACCAAUGUGUCUGCAAGAUUCUGGCUGGCAGACUGUCCACGUACGGCGGAGGUGGUGACCUUUGCCAACCUGCUGUACAGGGAGCUAAUGGCAGUCCCAUAUAUGGCCAAGUUUGUUAUUUUUGCCAAGAUGAAUGAGGCACGUGAGGGACGCCUGCGUUGUUACUGCAUGACAGAUGACAAGAUGGACAAAACUCUGGAGCUGCACGAAAACUUCACCGAGGUGGCCCGGAGUCGAGAUAUUGAGCUAAUGGAGGGCAUGCCUCUCUACCUGGAGUGUUCUGGGAACUUGGUGCCCAUUCGGAAGGCCACUCAGCAGCCUCGUAGCUUCAGCUUCCAGGCCUUCCGAGAUAACAGACUGCCUGUCUCUGUCAAGGUCAGAGACAGUAACAAGGAUGCCACCGGGUUUUUGUCUUUUCUGCGGAAGGGCACCAAGUACGAGGACACACAACACGUACUGUGUAACCUUAAUAUAACCAUGCCACCUUGUGUCAAGGUUGUUGGAAGUGAGGAGCGCAGACGAACUUUAACCCCUCUCGCUCUGAGAGAACGCUACAGUGCAUUGAACGAGCCCGGCGUGGCCACAGUGAAUGCCAUGGAGAGGACUGAGCUCAAAAUCAACAUCAUAUCCGAACAGCUGGGUUUAAGCUGGGCAGAGUUAGCACGAGAGCUUCAGUUUGGUGUGGACGACAUCAAUAGGAUCCGUGUGGAGAAUCCAAACUCCUUGCUGGACCAGAGCUCUGCCCUGCUCAGCCUGUGGGCCAGCAGAGAGGGCAAAAGGGCCAAGAUGGAGAGCCUCUACAUUGCUCUGAAGAACAUCGAUCGUGCAGAUAUUGUAACCUCUCUGGAGGGUCAGGCUCCGCAACCAGCACCUGGUUCUUCAGAGGAGGGCGCCUGUCGGCUCAGUGACCGCGACUCCACUCUGUUGUCCCCCAGCGUCAUUAAUGGUUAUGGGCUGGUGCAGGAGGAGCUUCUGUCCCCGGCCUCCAUGCAGUACAGCUUGCCAUCUCCACUGGGCGUGGAGCCCUACUGGCAAGAGGUCUCCAGCCUCGAGUGCGCCCCUAUUGCCACCACAGAGGAAGACACAUUAAUGGAGAUGUCGGACGUUCAGGUGUGGCCAGCAGGGGUCAGCCCCUCUCUGGUUACAGUGGAGGACUCGUCACUAGAGGGCAGCAGUCGGGCUGACGACUCAGAGGGCGCCACACUCUCCUUACCCUGCAGCUUGGGUCGCCCAAGCAGUGGAGCCAGCGGGGCCAGCGGCUCCAUCAUGGAGCUGGAGGAAGAGGAGGAGGAGGAGGAGGAAGGGGAGGUUGAGGAGGAGGAGGCACCACAGGAGCCAGCAAGUGCACUGGCGGAAAGGGACAGGGUGAGGGCCAGUGGUGCCGUUCCCAAGGUCAAUCUAAAUGGCCAGCUGGGAGGUCAGAGGUCGGAUGUGAGGAGAGUGGAGAGUGUGGCUGUAGGAGGAGGAACAAAAGGAGGAGGUGGAAUGGUAGGGCUGGGCUCAGUGGAAGGGAUUUCUGUUGUUUCAGGCCAACAGGUGUACUCCCAGAGGUGUGAGAUAACGGGGCUGGGUCGAGCUACAGAGCACAACGGAGACAACCGGAUGGUGGGAGGAGGAGCAUUUCAACCCUACAUGCCAGACAAGGACUCCCUGCAAGGCUGGGUGGGCUCGGUGUCAUCAACACGUGACGGCAGCGUGCCAGGCUUGCACGUGGCCCAGGAGGCUCUGCUGACUCCGAGAGAGGAGAAGGAGGAGUAUGUUGCUGAGGCACAGUUUGUUGAAGAACGUGGAAAUGCACUUGCUAGAAAGGACCGGAAAGCCACUGCCAAACCAUCCUCCACGAAAACACGACCGGACCGCAGAGGAAAAUGAGCAUGGAGGAAGUGCAGACUAUUAAAAAAAACAAAAAAACAAACAGAAUCAUCCUCAACCUGUGACCAUGGAGCACCGCAAAACAAAAAAGAAGAGGAGAAAAAAAACAGGAAUUAAACUUGUAGUUUUAUAAUAUUUGUAAAGAAAAAUAUCAACUAGACUAAGGCAUGACGAUACUGUUUCUUUUUCUUUUUUAUACAAAAAAAACAUAACUGUUAGUUAAACAACUAAGAAAAAAAAAGCAACAAAGUGCUUCCUGUGAACUGUAAUCGCAUGAUGACUGCUGGUGCAUGCCCUUUUGAACUGUCAUUAUCUACAAACUGAAGGGGUACAAGGUACGGGGGCAGACCCACAUAAGGGUUACAGGCUUUUUUUAAGGGCCUACUUGCCCCCAACCGGAGUGGUUUGUUUCAGCAAGUUGAGUCCAAUAACACUACAGCCAAAAAAAAGAAGUCCCUCAAUGGAUGGUUCUCUAUACAGCUAAACCUCUGCUGAGCCUCCCAACGCUUCUUUCACUGGACCCUUUGCCCUGUUAUUCUAAUUGUGAUAUAUGCACUCUAUGCUAUGUGGACAUGUGUCAGUGUGUGUAUGUGUGUGUGCGCGUGUAUUUUUCUCUACCGCAUGUGUUUCUUGCUUCCGGCUUGGCGCUGAGCCUUUCCCCAUGAUUGGCUUGUUGUCCCUGUAAUGUCACGGCGUGCUCAGCGCUGGAAUGAGAAAGCCGCCUUGCUGCCCUGCUCGUGACUUCUUGUCCGCGUGCGUUUUUUUACAUUUUUAAUUUUUUUUCCUUUGUGGAUGAAGAUCGCUCCUCAUUGUUUCUUUGGAACUCGUCCACUUUGGGUUUCAACGUUGUUUGACUGCGGAUGAGAAAUGAACCUCUAGCUCCCCUCAUGUUUUCAGGGGGAAUGUUUUCAGACAGCGGGAAUGUUUUCUUUGGAAAAAGCGUGGGUGCUCGAUUGCAUUGUACAGCAGCUCUGCGGGCACAAAGCUUGACUUUCUAUUCCCUCUUUUUUUUUUCCCAGUAGCGUACUUUACCUUCACCCAUAAUCUAUCAGUAGCCUCAGUCUAUAUGCAGUCAAAUCACAGCCCUCUCCCAUCAGCAUCUAAAGGUCCUCCAAACCCUCCAAGCCCUCUGUGCUCCCUCUUUUAUCUGCUUGCAGUGGCUGUAGCGCAUCACUGUUGAAUUUUUAAGUCAAUAUUUCAAAUUGUGGUGAAGAAAACAUGAAGGAUCUAAUUCGUGUGACGAUGCCGUGAUUUGAGGAUUUCUAAGCGAGAGUGAAAUGGCAGCGAGGACAGACAGGUAGCACUGUGAUCGUCUUAUUAACACUGACCCCAGACUCGUGAACUGUCAAGACCCACAUUCAUAUAUAGCACAGGCAAAAGCACAGAAACAUAUAUGAACACAUUUCCAGAAACACACAAACAUAGAUCACACGGUUAAAUAAUUAUUGCCUGGUCAGUGUUGUUGUUGUUUUUUUCUUGUUUUCUUUGGAGUUUGCCACAGCAAUAAUACACAGAAACAAAAAAACAUGAAGAGGAGAUGGAACGGCAACUGUAAAAGACUGGUUUCCUCAGAGAAGACACAAACUGUAUCUGGAUGAACAGCAUUUGGCAUUGCAGCUCGCCCUUGAAGUGAGUGAGUCAGCACGUACUGAUGCAAGAUGAGAUGACUCAGCUGUAGCAGUGCGAGACCUUGGAGGCCGGAGAGUGUUUGUGUUUCAGCACUUAACGUAGCAAAAUAUAAACCAGGAUAUCUUCAUUUCUGUUAAGAAGCUUGCUGCUGCCAUGAGGUGGAAUCCACCUAACUCUGUUUCCUUCUUCUUCUUCUUUUUUCCUGGAUAAUUCAACUUGCGUUUCUGUAAAUCAUCAGCUCAUCACCUCUGAAACACUUUAUGCAGAAACUGGUUGGCAGCAGCAUGAAGGAGUUCCAUCAUAGUAGCACGCAUUUCCUUAAAAUCACCUAUAUCUCCCAUAAGUACUGUAAAUGCUACUGUAGCCUGAAUGAGUGAGACCGGAUGAAUGAACACAUUGGUUAUACAUCACGCAAAUGCACUUACUUUCCACGCCCAGUCCAUGCACGAGAACCUCAUCGGAUAAUAGCACGUUUUCCACUGUUACUUCACUCAGGUUUUCAGUUCUGCUCUAUCAGAAAGAACAAAAGGUGUUUGUGUCUAAGUUCUGAGUCAUCCUCUCAAAGACAAAUGUGGGACACAAGUGAGUUUUCUGUUGGGGCUGUUUGAGGUGGGAUGGUGAUGCGUGGGCUUUUUUUUGUUGUUGUUGUUUUUGUUUUGUUUUUUACUUUUUCUUGGUGGAGCAGGGUGGUUUGGUGCAAGUGUGUGUGUGUGUGUGUAUGUGUGUAUGUGUGUAGUUCAGUUGUGUGAUUCAGAUUAGACCAAAAAACACUGAGUGUGUGGUCAGUGCCAGCAUGUCUCCUUAACCUCCCUGGUGCACUGCUCCUGCUGUGACACCACUACUCAUUUUUUGUUUGUUGGUUGGUUGUUUUUUUGUCACACAUUGAAAAAAAAAAAACAAAUAAAUUUUGGUGGAGCACAGGCAAAAGAUUUUCCUUUCACCAGAUAAAUAUAAAACAAUUAUCUUCUCAUAUGUAUAACUUCAAUUGUCAAUGCACGUAAUUGUGUAACCUUACUUAAUCGGCCAUUAUGCUGAAGGUAAAGUCAACAAAUGACAAAGAAGAUGCCUCGACUUCACUCGACUUCACAGCUCCAGCAAUCACUCUGUUAGUCCUUAAGACUUGUACUGUAUCAGCACAAGGAUGGGGGUUGGAUCCAGAUGUUUUAUUUCUGUGUUGAGGUUUUAAUCCUUAAGAUUUAUAUUCAAUAACAUGUAUUUUGAUGCUGUUAAAGGUCAGAGGUUUUUCAAUUUGCAUCCCUUAGUAGAGUAGUUUUAUUAUCAGCAGCAAGAAACUGGUUCAUGAAAAAACUGUGUGAAUUUAGCGGAUGUAAAGUGGUGGAUGCAUGCAACAGUUCUAAAGUUUAGUGCUAAUCCCAUCACUUUGUUGGAGCUCUGAUUGAACUGUUGCUUUUCUUUUGUAUGUGAAGAAACUUUGGAAAAACAUUUGGACUUAACUGAUAUGUUCUUUGUAAAGUGACUGCAAAUCUGGUCACUGACAUUUUAUAAAAUUUGGCCAUAGCUCCCAUAAGCUCACAGUAUGUCUCACCCACUGAUUUGCAGAGACCCACUUUGAAGCCUCAAUUUCAGCAUUUUGGUUUUUGAAUUUGUGUUUCCUUGGAACCAGAUGGCAAAGCAAGGUUUGGAUCUGGCAGGAAAAACCAAGGGACACUGCACACUUUAUCAUUUAUUUGAAUAAAAACAGGGCUAUAAUUUACAAAGUGAAUAUCCUAUUUUAUAAAAUAAUACUUUAAACUAGCAAUAUAGAUCAUUAAAUCAACAGAUUUUCUUUUAACUGAGGCAUUAAAGCAAAUGAGAAGUGGGGUCAUUUGUCCAAACACUUUGAUACAAUUUGACUUCCGAAGCCCCCUGCUGGCCAUUAUAAAGAAUGCAGGUUUAAGGCACUGGCUCGCAUGCAGAAACUGUUUCCAUCUUUUAUAGUCGGUACUCUUAAAACAUGCUUACUUCCCCCAGAGGCAGAGGUAUCAACCAGGACUACAAUCUUAAGGAUCAUAAUUUGGACUUUAAGGAGCUGUCUUCUUGCUUCACAUUCAAAAUCCUAAAAAAAAAAGUCUCCACAAAGCAAAACGAUGUAUGAAAUAGUUUAAUUAUGUUUCCAUACAUAGAUAAUUUGGAUUUGCCAUCUGAAUUAAACUUGUCUGUGAUCCUGUGCACUCCCCCAGUGUUUGUAUGUACAGUAUGCGAGUGUCUGUGAGUGUGGAAUGUGUGCGUGUGUAUGAUGAUGAUGAUAAUGAUGAUGAUGCUUGGUUCCAAUCCUGGUUGGAUCAGCGGGAAGAAGAUCUGAGAGGACAUGUAACCUACAGCAAUGUAUUUUAAAGAGUAUUGUAAAAUUUUAACUGUUGCAAAGAAUAAAGAUCACCUAUACUCCUUUAGAAUGGAUACAUGACAAUGUAAACGCAAUAUCAUAUUACUCUAUCCUAAGGAAUGCAACUGCGCACAUGCACAAAAAAAAAAGAUGUUUUUAUGAAAAUAUAUGUAUAAAUAUAUGACAAAAUAUAUUUAAUUAGAAUGCUAUGCACCCUCAUAGAGUUGUUAUGGAUGUUCUUUAAGCAUUAUCUAGACUAGGCCGACGUCCACGUCAUGGGGAAUGUAGAGGCUUUGUAGCUAUGACCACUUGUUUUCUUUUCUUUUGUAUUGUCCCGGAGAGAGGAUAAACCAACGUCAAUAUGUAUACAAGCCUUUCAAUCAGAGUCAUUCUGACAUGAAGAUAUGUAUAGAUCAUCUUACCCUGUACACCAGCUCAAACCAUUUACAAGAAUUAAUAAACAAAGAUGUGACAUAAAUGUGGUGUGUUGUUUUCGCAGCAAGUGUAUUUAAGUGCAGUCUUUUUAGACCGGCGUGGACUGUAUCAUUGAAUACAGACAUGUGUCCUGGAUGUCUGAGAAGUUACAAACAUGCAUCUUCUUAAUGUUUUAUUCGACAGAUUCAAUAAUUUUAUGCAAUAUUUAUUCCCUUCUUAUGCAUCUGAAAACUUAUUUUUGAGGAAAAUGCCCCAAAGCACUUGCACAUACACAAUACAUACAUACACGAGAACUUCAAAUAUCUCAUGUCUAAAAUAUAUAAAAAUUGUUCUUUUCCCCACAAAGUAGUGAUUGAAUAAACGGGAUUGGCUUCAGCUUCUUUGAAUCAUUUGUUAUAUCAGUUUUUAGUGUUAAGCAGUUAAGUAAGAUUUCAUUUGGUCUGCCAAAUGUACAAAUAUGCACAGACUGCUAACUGUCAUGUAUGGUUAAAAGGCUGAAGAAAAGGGCAUGAUUAAUAUUUGUAACUGUCACAGUGUGUUUUCUGUUCAUAAAUAUGUUUUUUACUGUAGUUGAUCAUAUACUGAUCUGUGGAGUGUGCUUAAGAAUGCCAUUUACACACUGUGAGUAUACAAACUGAACUUCUUUGUCAUUGAAAUCACUACAUUUCCAUAAACUAUGCUUCGUGAAUUAAAGAUGAAUAUGAGUCCCGUUGUAGAAAUUUGCAUGAUUGUAGCCUACCUCUGUGUUGGUUUUGAAAAUCUUUUGUAAAUUUUGAAGAGUUGUGCAUUUUAAUCUCAUGACAAAUGUCUUAUAAAAUGUGUAUGCUAUAUAUUUUUAUUGUUGUUGUUGCUGUAAAGUGUUCUUGCA